Molecule: messenger RNA, 763 nt
Organism: Gossypium raimondii (Peruvian cotton)
Lineage: Eukaryota; Viridiplantae; Streptophyta; Magnoliopsida; Malvales; Malvaceae
Product: cell wall / vacuolar inhibitor of fructosidase 2
Exons: 1
Coding region: 124-651 (175 amino acids)
Molecular function (GO): enzyme inhibitor activity
Source: RefSeq, a predicted model, not a curated record
GCAGUUUCCCCCUGAAUCAUUAUAAGGAAGUCCAAAAUCAGCCAUCCUUAUCCGCGCUAAAUUUCUUUACCUUUCUCUUUUCCAUUAGUCUCCAAAAGAAAAUUGAUCAUCACCUCUCUUAAAAUGACCUCUUCUGUUUACAUGUUCCUUCUCAUCUCCCUAAUCUUAACAUCACUCACCAACGGAGAUGCUGGUUUAAUCCAAACCACUUGCAAAACCACCAAGUAUGCUGACCUUUGUGUCUCCAUCCUCCACUCCGAUCCUACCAGUCUGAAUUCAGACACAAAGGGCCUGGCCCUGAUCUUGAUCCGAGUUGCAACGGCUAAUGCCACGGCAACAUCGACCUUCUUAUCAUCCCAAUUGCUUACUACCACAAAUGACACUAUCCUAAAGACAGUUCUAAAAGAAUGCUCCCACAUGUACGCUUUUUCCGGUGAUGCUCUUCGAGCUUCGGUUCAAGAUUUUGCCUCGGAAUCCUAUGAUUACGCCUAUAUGCAUGUUAUGGCUGCCGCCGAUUACCCGAACGCUUGCCGUAAUGCGUUCAGAAGGUAUCCGAAGCUGAUCUAUCCGCAAGCAAUUGCAAGUAGGGAAGAUGAGUUGAAACAUAUUUGUGAUGUGGUAUUAGGUCUGACUGAUCAUCUUGGUUUUUAACUGUAUUUGGUGGUAUUACAACUUUUUGAUGCAAAUUUUCCCUUACUUUUAAAUCAUUGUUUCAUAUAUUUAGUAAUUUAUUGAUUUGGUUGCUAUUGAUGACUUUGAACAA